Colletotrichum destructivum is the source of this 1643-nucleotide messenger RNA. RefSeq names its product Putative aminoglycoside phosphotransferase, protein kinase-like domain superfamily. Lineage: Eukaryota; Fungi; Ascomycota; Sordariomycetes; Glomerellales; Glomerellaceae. Bases 108 to 1643 code for a protein of 511 amino acids. The record is from RefSeq and is a predicted model, not a curated record. The transcript has a single exon.
ACCUUAAUCCCUCUUUCGUCGCCCUCGUCCCGGACGAGAACCUCAAACUCUCUCGUCUCGCGUCAUGGGAUAUUGGAACCCGCCUUGAGAUCUUGACAGAAGAAGACAUGCCUCUCAGUACGAGUAAUCGUAGCCAAGUCGCAGAUGUCAACGACGGCGACAACGACGACGCGCGGAACAGCGCCGGAACAGUCUCGCAGUCUGGCUCAACGACGUCUUCCGCAUUACAAGCAGACGACGGAAAGGUCGCGGCGUUCUUAGCGCGAUGCGGGUUGAAGAUCUCAGCCGUUGCCGCGGUGCACGAGUUCGCGGCGGCAAGGUUCCCAGGAUACAAGGCGGCGCCGGCGCCGUUUCAGGGGUACUGCUCGUAUACGCUGCUCCUCCUGCCGCUGGACAGGAAGGGCAGACGACGGGACAGCGGGGUUGAGGCCGGUGACGGGAGCGACGGCGGCAGCGGCAGCGGCAGCGCGAGCGCGAGCGCGACGAGCGGCGAGGACAGGAAUGUCCGUGGGGGCGGCAGCCUGCUGAUACAGUUCCGGCCGAGAAGGCACGCCAUCGAUGUCGGGAUCUGCGUGGAUGCGAGGGGUGUUUUUGGCGACAGUGUGGUCCCCGGCGUCGGCGACCUGGGCGCGCUGUCGGGGUUAGAGACGACAGACGCGGGGGCCCGGAACGGCGGGGAGCUUUGCGCGUACGUGCUGGAGAGGAUGGGCGGCGUCUCGCUGACGGAGUUCCGGGCGUCGUCGGCGACGCUCGGGGCGGACGCGCGGGCGUGCAGAAGGAGGGUUGUGGCGGACCUGGCCGUCGUAUUCGCGAACUCGUGGAGGGGACGGCGGGACAGGCGGGACAUCGUGGUCAAGGGCAAGGUCGGCGGGAGUCUGCGGUGGAGGGUGGAGGCCAUGGCGGAGGGUCUGCCGAGGGAGUUCCGAAGGGUCGCGAGGCGGGCGGCCGGGGAGCUGGCGGAGUUAGAAGACACGCUGCCGUGGGUCGUCACGCACGGGGACCUGGUGCCGGACAACAUUCUCGUGCAUCCGGCGCCGUGCGGGGAGGGCGACGACGGGGCGAGGAGGCGGAGGAUGGAGAGAGCGGGCGGUCUGGUGGGGCUUAUCGACUGGGCCGAGGCCGAGUGGUUGCCGUUCGGGAUGGGUAUGUACGGCCUUGAGGAAGUCCUGGGGGAAGACGUCACCAUUCCAGCCGCCGAAGAGGAAGAAGGUGGUGGAGGAGGAGGAGGCGAGGACCACAAGCAGCCAGGGGUCGCCGGUGGCGGGACGUCCGCCACGACAACGACCCGCUUCGAAUACUAUCCCGAGGCGAGCUCGCUGCGGACUCUGUUCUGGAAUGAGGUUGGUCGGGUUGUAGGCGACGAGGAGGUCACGCGCCGGGCGAGGCGGGCGCAGGUUCUCGGCGUGCUGUUGUGGAGGGGCAUCGCGUUUGACGACGGCGCGCUCGGGAGGGUCGUCGACGCGCGGAGGGACUGGUGGGACGUGCAGAGGCUGGGGGUCUGGCUGUUUGGUAACGGAGGGCUCGGGGAGGGCGGCGGCGGCGGCGGUGGCGGCGAGGAGACGGACGGAGACGGGGAGACGAAGAAGGGGGCUUGGGUGAGGAGGGUUUGGCGGGUGAUAGGGGGAUGCUUCAAGGCCUUCUAG